Molecule: messenger RNA, 2240 nt
Organism: Rhinichthys klamathensis goyatoka
Lineage: Eukaryota; Metazoa; Chordata; Actinopteri; Cypriniformes; Leuciscidae
Gene: spats2
Product: spermatogenesis associated serine rich 2
Exons: 13
Coding region: 182-1828 (548 amino acids)
Cellular component (GO): cytoplasm
Molecular function (GO): protein binding
Source: RefSeq, a predicted model, not a curated record
AAGUGACUGUGGGGCGCGCGCUGGCUGAGCGGAAGUGACGCAUGAGCCGGCUGGAAGAAAAGACAGACGUUCGUACAUAAGCGAUCGCAGACAAGUCCAAUAAAGGAACACACACUGCAUGUGUGUGCGCCACAGACUCCUGCAGGUCGUUCAGAAUUGCAGCUGACUGAGGAACAGGAGGAUGGCGAGGAAGGGCGGUUAUAAAGAUGUGUCAGGAGUGGUGUUCGACACGCACUCAAAAAUGGUGAUGUCUCAAGGAGGAUCUUUUGAGAAGAUGAAAGAAAAGAUCAACGCUGUGCGAGCUGUGGUUCCCAAUAAGAGCAAUAAUGAGAUCGCUCUGGUGCUGCAGCACUUCGAGAACUGCGUGGAUCGAGCGGUGCAGGCGUUUGUUGAAGGUAGUGCCGUGGAGAUCCUGAAGGAGUGGAAUACCACUGGGAAAAAGAAGCCCAAGAAGAAGAAGAAGCCGAAAGCCCAGAGCGAUGUUCCCGCAGACGCGACUCCUGCCGAAUCUCCCCCAGACGCUGAGUGUCAGGAGGCUGUGAACGGCUUCCAUGCGAACGGUUCUGCAGCAGCCGAGUGCGAGUCCCUGGACUCUCUGAGUGAGCAGCUGGACUGCGCUUCUCUGGACGCAGCGGAGCUCGAGCCGGAGCCUGCCGUCCCGGAGGCUUCAGAGGCCACAGGUGGAGAGGUCACGUCCUCUUCAAGCCCCGGCACCACUGACGGGCCGCGGCAGAACCAUCACGGUUUCCGUAGUAACAAGUCUCAGUCCAAGCCGGUUUCCAGCUCCCAGAAUCCCUCGAUGCCCAUUCCUUUCGAAGACGCAUGGCGAGGUUCUGCUGCCAGGAAGAUCGCUGGGCCGAACGUGGAUCGCUCCGUGAAGGACCUGCAGAGAUGUGCGGCGUCACUGUCUCGCUACAGAGUCGUGGUGAAGGACGAGAUGGACUUCUCCAUCAAGAGAAUGAAGCAGACGUUUGCUGAGCUGCAGAGCUGUCUCAUGGAUCGAGAGGUGGCGCUUCUCGGUGAGAUGGACAAAGUCAAAGCAGAAGCCAUGGCGAUUCUGGAUGGGCGUCAGAAGAGAGCGGAGGCGCUGAAGAGACUGGCUGACCAAUCAGCAUCACUGACUGAAGAACAGCUGACUGAACUACGAGCUGACAUUAAGCACUUUGUCAGUGAGCGCAAGUAUGACGAGGAUCUUGGGAAAGCUGUGAAAUUCUCCCAUGAUCUGGAGCCUCUGAAGUGCAGCAUCAUGGCGUUCGGAUCAGUGUAUCAUCCUCAGACGAGCUACUCCAGCCGUUCUCGCUGUAGCUCCUCCUCUUCCUCCGUCACAGGCUCAGUUCCUGUCCAAGCUCCGCCCCCCUCUGAGCCUCAGGCCUCCUCGUACACGGGCCGCCCCGGUGGGCCACACAAACAGAUUUUCCAGGGCAACAGGCGCUUCAUUCACGGUUACCAGGGAAACCAGCGCUAUAAUGGAAACGCCCAUCCUGAGCGAAACCCUGGCCGAAGCAACUACCGUAACCAGGGAGAGCGCAGUCACCAGAGCGACAUCACAUCCCAGCCGGCCAAUAGGGCGAGACCCCAGAGUGACAUCACAUCCCAGCCGGCCAAUAGGGCGAGACCCCAGAGUGACAUCACAUCCCAGCCGGCCAAUAGGGCGAGACCCCAGAGUGACCUCACAUCCCAGCCGGCCAAUAGGGCGAGACCCCAGAGUGACCUCGCAUCCCAGCCGGCCAAUAGUGCGCGAGGCUCCGCCCACUCCUCAGGCUAUCGCUCGGAUCGCCCCGCCCACAACGGGCUUCCACAGAGGCAACCGCGGACGCCCUGCCCGUGAUGCGCGCACACACACACACACACACACACACACCGGCCAGAUGAAGAGAAAUAUCAAGUUUACAUCUGAGUUGAGCUGCAGCCUGACUCACUCCUGCUCUUCAUUCUUCUCUUGCUCCUCUUUUCCUCCUGUCUGUCUGAGCUGCUCACACUAGAGUCAGUGUUAGUCUCAGUAGUUCCUGUGAGUGUUUCUCGUGGGCUUCCUCUUUCAUAUCGUCCGUGUCGAGGAAAGAGUUUUCGGCACGUUUGUUAUUCACAUACCAGAUGAUCAACACUAAGAUGGCAGGCUGAGUUUGUCACGAAGCUCGUUUAGUGGGCUGGGCGUAGUUUGUGCCAGUUGUUAGAGAUGUUAGUCCUCAGUGACGCUCUCUCCAUGCUCCCGAUAUACCUCACACCUCCUCCUCACACACAUC